AUGGAGCCCACCAGCGUGCCCCCGGCCUCUGUGACCCCCUCGUGGGACGUGUUCCCCCAGCAGACCCUGGAGCCCGUGGACAUCGCCGUGCUCGUGCUCUAUUUCCUCUUCGUCCUCGCCGUGGGGCUCUGGUCCAUGUGGAAGACGCAGCGCAGCACCGUCAAGGGCUAUUUCCUCGCCGGGGGACAGAUGGUCUGGUGGCCUGUGGGUGCAUCCCUGUUUGCCAGCAACGUGGGCAGCGGGCACUUCAUCGGCCUGGCAGGCUCGGGAGCUGCCUCAGGCAUUGCAGCCACAGCCUACGAGUGGAAUGGGAUGUUCUGUGUGCUGGUGCUGGCCUGGCUCUUCCUGCCCAUCUACAUCGCCUCGGGGGUUACGACCAUGCCGGAGUAUUUGCAGAGACGUUUUGGAGGCAAAAGAAUUCAGAUAUUCCUGGCCAUUCUCUACUUGUUCAUCUACAUCUUCACCAAAAUAUCUGUGGACAUGUACGCCGGGGCCCUGUUCAUCCAGCAGGCCUUGCACUGGGACCUGUACAUCGCCGUGGCCGGGCUGCUGGCCAUCACUGCCGUGUACACCGUGUCUGGUGGCCUGGCAGCUGUGAUCUACACGGAUGCCCUGCAGACCCUCAUCAUGUUGGUCGGGGCCCUGUCCCUCAUGGUCUUCAGUUUUAUUGAAGUUGGUGGCCUUGAAGGUUUACAGGCAAAAUACUUUGAUGCCAUUCCCAGCAUCCGCAGGGAGAACAGCAGCUGUGGCCUGCCCAGGGAAGAUGCUUUCCACAUCUUCCGAGACCCCGUCACCUCUGACCUGCCCUGGCCAGGAGUCCUGCUGGGAAUGACCAUCCCAUCCCUGUGGUACUGGUGCACAGAUCAGGUCAUUGUUCAGAGGUCCCUCGCUGCCAAAAACCUCUCCCACGCCAAAGGAGGCUCCUUGAUGACCUCCUACUUGAAGAUUUUGCCCCUCUUUAUGAUGGUAAUGCCAGGCAUGAUCAGCCGGGUUCUCUUCCCAGAUCUGGUGGCUUGUGCAGACCCAGAAAUUUGCCAAAAAAUCUGUGGCAACCCCUCUGGCUGUUCUGAUAUUGCUUAUCCCAAGCUGGUGUUGGAGCUCCUGCCCGUAGGGCUCAGGGGCCUGAUGAUGUCCGUGAUGAUAGCAGCCCUCAUGUCCUCCCUGACUUCCAUCUUCAACAGCUCCAGCACCAUUUUCACCAUGGACCUCUGGAAACACUUCAGGCCCCGCUGCUCCGAGUGGGAGCUGAUGAUCGUGGGCAGGGUGUUUGUGCUGCUGCUGACCGUGGUGUCCAUCCUGUGGAUCCCCCUGGUGCAGGCUGGCCAGGGCGGGCAGCUCUUCAUCUACAUCCAGUCCAUCAGCUCCUACCUGCAGCCGCCCGUGGCCGUGGUCUUCAUCCUGGGCUGCUUCUGGAGGAGAGCCAACGAGAAGGGUGCCUUCUGGGGGCUGCUGGUGGGGCUGCUGCUGGGCGCCGUGCGCCUGGUGCUGGAUUUCGCCUUCCCCGAGCCGCGCUGCGGGGAGCCCGACGGCCGGCCCGGCGUGCUCAAGUACAUGCACUACCUCUACUUCUCCAUGGUGCUGGGGGCCAUCACCACCCUCACCGUGCUCCUGGUCAGCCUGGCCACCGAGCCCCCGGCCCCCGAAAUGAUCAGCCGGCUCACCUGGUUCACCCGCGGGGAUGCUCCGGCCGGGCAGGAGGGGGCAGCCCCCGGCCCCGCCGCUGCCAAGGAGCCGCUGCAGCUGGAGCUGAGCCCCGCUCCCGAGAGCUGCGAAGGGAACAAAGGUGCAGCCGAGGCCAAGGGCAGCUCCAAGCUGCUGAGCACCUUGCUGUGGCUCUGCGGGAUGGAGCGCAGGCAGGAGGCUGCCGAGAGCCUGCCCAGGGCCGAGCCCCUGCCCGUGGUGUCCCUGGAGGAGGAGCCGCUGGUGAAACACGUCCUGAACAUCAACCUGCUCCUGUGUGUGUGUGCUGGGGUCUUCCUCUGGGCCUACUUCGCAUAG
Messenger RNA from Onychostruthus taczanowskii (white-rumped snowfinch), 1998 nucleotides. It is a transcript of the gene SLC5A11, whose product is annotated as solute carrier family 5 member 11. Gene Ontology annotation, cellular component: plasma membrane. Lineage: Eukaryota; Metazoa; Chordata; Aves; Passeriformes; Passeridae. The record is from RefSeq and is a predicted model, not a curated record. Bases 1 to 1998 code for a protein of 665 amino acids. Gene Ontology annotation, biological process: transmembrane transport. Gene Ontology annotation, molecular function: D-glucose:sodium symporter activity. The transcript is spliced from 15 exons.